AUGGCUCCUCAGAACAAACGACCAGUGCUGACAAGCACACUAUCUGCCUUGUUAUCAACGGCUACACGCUCUCGUGCUACCUCAAGGCCGGCUCUACCCACUGAUUUCAACGCCGUCCUAGUCAAGUACGGCCUCACCCACCAGGACCUCAAGGAGAUCGAAAGUGUGCUCAUCGACGUUGCCACGGAAGCAGGUAACAUCAUGGUGGCUGCGGAGUACUCCCUCAUCAUGACACCCCAAACCAAAAACAACACGUCUGACCUCGUCACCGUGUUCGACAAGCAGAUUGAGGAUAUGGCCGAGAAGCGCCUUCAAGAGGCCUACCCCUCCUUCUUCUUCCUCGGAGAAGAGACAUUCAAGGCUGGGACCAAGCUGGCCGACGCACCAACAUUUGUGGUCGACCCGAUCGACGGCACCCUGAACUUCACACAGGGUGUUCCCAACUGCGCAAUCUCUCUGGCAUUAACGCUCGACAAGAAGCCUGUCGUCGGUGUCGUGUUCAAUCCCUUUCGUGGGGAUAUGUACCACGCAGUCAAAGGACAGGGCGCAUUCUUGACAAGGCCUACCACAGGAAACACGAUUAAGCUUCCUGUCCAGCAGAACCCGAAGCCAAUGCCGUCACUCAACUCCUGCUUGGUGGCUGUCGAGUGGGGUAACCAGCGCAAGGGCCCUAACUGGGCACUACGCACUUCCAUUCAUAACGCCCUUCUGACGUCCAAAGAUGAAGGCGGCGCGAUGUGCAAGUCGGUACGAUCUAAUGGCUCCGCAGCAUUAGACUUCUGCUAUGUUGCACACGGAAUGCUCGAUGCAUUCUGGGAAGGUGGAGUUUGGUCUUGGGACGUGGCCGCUGGGUGGUGUAUCCUAGAAGAGGCUGGCGGAAUCGUCGCGAGUGCUAACCCUGGUGAUUGGGAUCCAACGCUCGAGGGUCGUCUGUACUUCGCUGUGCGCAAUGCUAAGCCCGAGGAGCAGAAGGCUGUGGUGGAGGAGCUUUGGGGAUUAAUGGGUGAUCGCAGUUCUUGUGCGACAUCUGCGCCUGUACUAUCUGGUUUCGGACAGAACCAUCCAGCUCCCAAGCUCACUGAAGAGCAAAAAGAGGCGCUGAAAAAGAAGCAAGAGGCGCGCGAAGAAAAGAAGCGACAGGAAAGGGAAACCCGAUACAAGGCUUGGGCCGACACCAAGGCCAAACUCUCCGACGCGACUAGCAAGAAGGCCAAACUUCGAGACAGCGGCAGCUACUACGUAACAGGAGACUCGGGGACAGCCACCAUCCCGCAAUCUUCUGUCAACAAUCACAAUUUGACUCCUGAGGAGAUAGCGGAACGUGAGCGCAAGGAGAAAGAACGACAGGAGAAGAAACAACAGCGAAGAGAAGCCCGAGCCGAGAUCGCUAAAACAGUCAAAGCAAAACGUAACGAAGCCACCAAGAAGAGGGAGAAGAUCCGGUUGGCCGUGACGUGGCUCACGCUCAAGCUUCAUCUUUGA
Alternaria burnsii is the source of this 1482-nucleotide messenger RNA. Its product is annotated as inositol monophosphatase 1 (inositol-1(or 4)-monophosphatase 1). Gene Ontology annotation, biological process: signal transduction; inositol metabolic process; phosphatidylinositol phosphate biosynthetic process. The record is from RefSeq and is a predicted model, not a curated record. The transcript has 3 exons. Gene Ontology annotation, molecular function: inositol monophosphate 1-phosphatase activity. The coding region runs from base 1 to 1482 and encodes 493 amino acids. NCBI's taxonomy places the organism in Eukaryota, Fungi, Ascomycota, Dothideomycetes, Pleosporales, Pleosporaceae.